AUGAACAGUGGAGAACAGAGCAACGAGCCAUCGCCAUCGGCUGGAAUCUCCAUGGCCGCACUCGACACCCUCGACCCAGACGCCUUUGACUGGACAGCCUACAGCGGCACUUACAAAGGCCGCGCUCUCAUCACCCGCCUCACCUUCAUCUCCAACCUCAUUGUCCAUGCCUCCCAGUCGCCUACACCACGCACCCUCGUACUGGCCCGCGCCGCUGCACUCCAGGCCAUCCCCUUGCUCAAGGAGACCCUCGACACGGACCUCUACCUCCGUAUCGUGGGCCUGAUCGACGCUACGCUCCACCCGGACAAGUUGCCCCACCCUGCUGCUGCUGGUGGCAGUGGAAACGCCGACGAGCCCAUGGAUAUCGACUCGGUGUACGCACGCAAGGGAGCUGAAAAGGACGGCCGUCCCGACGCUGUCUGGAUCGAGGAGAGGCGCGCCACCCAACAGGCCGAGGAGAACCGUCUGGGGGUCGAGCUCAAUGGAUACAUCAGCAACCUCUACAAGGAGAGCAUUCGACUCACGUACCUCGACAUGGCCAAGCUUGACCUCAAGGCCGGCUCGCUCCCCAAGGCCGUCACCGCCUUCCACCACGCCCGCGAAUACUCGUCUGGUCCGGCGCACCACGUCGAGCUCGGACUGCUUGUCAUCGAGGCCGGCCUUUCAUUCAACGACCCCACCCCUCUUGGCGGCUACAUUUCAAAGGUUGAAGCCAUGCUCGACCGCCUUCACCCACCCACCUCGACCAUUGCCGGUCCGACGACGUCUACAAUGACCCAGCUCCAGGUGCAGCAGAACCGCGACGCCGCAGCCCACAACCAGGCCGUCCGUCGUGACGUCGGUGUCAAGCUCCGCGUCGCCCGUGCCGUGGCCGCCCUCGCCCAAAAGGACUAUCAGCGCGCUGCACGCGAGCUGGGCGAAAUCUCCGAGGAAGGCGGUCUGCAAGACUGGGAAGGCGAGGUCAUCUCCACUUCCGACGUGGCUCUCAUCUGCGCCAUCUGCACGCUGGCCACGGGCUCGCGCGACCACACCCGUCGCGUCCUCCUCGACCGCGCCAGCUUCCACGCCGCUGUCGGCGACAGCCAGGGAUGGAUCUUUGACCUCGUCCGCGCCUUUGUCGACGCGCGCUACGGCGAGGCCCUCGGCAUCCUCCGCAAGGCCGAGCCAUACAUGAUCCUCAACCCGCUCCUCUCCCCACACGCCGCCCAGCUCAUCUCCAUGAUCCGCACGCGCGGAAUCGUCCAGUACCUCUCGCCCUUUUCCUCUGUCCGCAUCCCCGCCAUGGCCGACGCGUUUGGCGCAGACGAAGACGCCAUGCUGGCCGAACUGUGCGACCUGGCCGAGAGGGCCGAGAUCCGCGUCAAGGUCGACCUCGUCGACCGCGUCCUCACCAUCAAGGAAGAGGAUAAGCGCGCAGACGCGUUCCGCUCGGCCCUCGAGGGCGGCUCGGCCAUCUCGGCCACCGUCCAGGCCAACACGUUCCGCAUGCGUCUCAAGGAGGCCGGCGUCGUCAUCGACCCUGCGCCGCGCGAAGACAGGGACGGCAAGAAGGGCGGCGGCGGCGGCGGCGGCGGCGGUGGCAGUGGCGGCGGCCGCGACCGUGACCGUGACCACGAGCGUGAGGGUAAUGGUGGUGGACCAGCGUGGAGCACCAAGCUCCGCAAGGCUACUGUGUCAUAG
Messenger RNA from Apiotrichum porosum, 1683 nucleotides. RefSeq lists its product as uncharacterized. The record is from RefSeq and is a predicted model, not a curated record. Gene Ontology annotation, cellular component: COP9 signalosome. The transcript is spliced from 3 exons. The coding region runs from base 1 to 1683 and encodes 560 amino acids. Lineage: Eukaryota; Fungi; Basidiomycota; Tremellomycetes; Trichosporonales; Trichosporonaceae.